GUUAGUUUCAAAAGCUUCUGAAUAGCUCCAGCAUAAAUCUAUCGCAAUCGCUGAUGGUCUCUUCUGAGAUUUCGAAGAUCAUAACUUCUCUUUAUAACGAUCUCACUGAUGAAUCUCUCCCAGAGACCCAAGACCUGAUCGCAUGUGGACCCGCUGCUUUUUACAGCCUCGCUCGCUCCUGCCGAGUUCUCCUUUUACAUGCCCAACACUCCUCUUGCCAAUCCGAGAAAUUUAAUGACCAACCUCAAGAUGAACUUCCUUCAUCUUCAUCCCUGGCCGAAACCAACCUGAGUCUUCAGAGUUUUCUGACCUUGGCCCAACAACACAUCAAGUCAGUUCCAUUUAAUCUCGUCCCACGGCAUUGGCUACGCCUCUACACCGACGUCUCUCUCCUAGCUAGCUCGUACGACGUAAUGAUUGGUCCUGGCGGCCGGAGAGAUGGUGUUGAAAAGAGGUUAUUUUGGGAGGGAGUGGUGAGGCGCUUGGAUAUGGCGAUUAUAGUAGCUGGGGCUGUGGGAGAUAAGCGGCAAGGCUGGGUGGCGAGCUUGAUUAAAGAAGCACAAAAGGUUGGAUUGGGAUCGCAAUACUCGUCAUCUCCGAACCAAGACGCGGUGAGAGAAGCAAAACGCCCUCGAAAAGAGUUAAGCCCUCCGUUUGAAUCUCUCUCUGUACCUUUCCUCGACGCACCUAAUCCUGUGCAAGUCUUCGAUACCCCGCCCUCCUUAACAUCAUACAUUCGCUCCUACCGAUGCCACCCAUUCAUAAUCCGCAACUACUUCAACAACCCCGAUGUUGGCUGUUACUGGCCUUCCACAACACGCUGGGCAUCGAUGGAUUACUUAUUGGAACGAGCCGGGAAGGGGCGGGUGGUUCCUGUGGAGAUCGGAGGCGCGUAUGAUGAUUCUGAUUGGGGGCAACAGAUCCUUCCGCUGGAGAUGUUUUUACGACGAGCAGGAUAUCGAUCUGCACAUGACGACAACAUUGGCGACGAUGAUGACAAUGACCAUGCCAAUGGUAAUAGAGAAAGCAGCUCACCUCUAUAUCUCGCCCAAUACAACCUCUUUAGUCAGUUUCCAGAUCUCGCGCAGGAUAUUUCAUAUCCCGAUUACGUCUGGUCGGACCCGCCAGCACCUGAGGGAUACCCCACUUACCAACGCCCUCAAACGGACGAUGGAGUGAUUGUAAAUGUAUGGGUGGGCAGCGGGAGUAGUGAAAUUACCAGUCCGGCACAUACUGAUCCGUUCUAUAAUUGCUAUGCUCAAGUGUUAGGACAUAAAAAGGUCUGGCUCGCGCCACCAUCUUGUGGGGCGCAUAUGUACGCCUAUGGAUCACACGCUCCUAGCAACAGCAAUGGAAAUCAUUCUAAUGAGCCUGGAGGCGAUGAUAAUGACAACGACAGCGGUGAGCUGGUGGACAACUACAUGAUGAAUACUUCCAAAGUUCCCAUUUUAAGACCCAUCAAAAGCCCAUCCACCCUCGCCACCCUCGAGAAAGACUUCCCAGAGUUUUUCAAGUAUGUGUAUCCGAAGAGUUUAAAUGCGGUUUUAAAUCCUGGAGAUUUACUUGUUUUCCCUCCUGGAUGGUGGCAUGCGAUGAGUGGGGUUGGCAAGGGGCCUGUUUGGAGUGUGUCAAUGUGGUAUUGAAUAUCUUCGUCACCAUUAUAUGUGAUUUAUUGUCGAGCGUUAUAAUAACUGGACAUUGAAGAGGCUCUGUGGAGAGAAUAUCUAGCAUGAAAUCAUCAAAAGAACAAACCAAAUACACCAGUACAGAGCUUACUCCCUAACAAG
Messenger RNA from Cryptococcus deneoformans JEC21, 1787 nucleotides. RefSeq lists its product as hypothetical. Gene Ontology annotation, molecular function: 2-oxoglutarate-dependent dioxygenase activity. The coding region runs from base 54 to 1643 and encodes 529 amino acids. The record is from RefSeq and is a predicted model, not a curated record. NCBI's taxonomy places the organism in Eukaryota, Fungi, Basidiomycota, Tremellomycetes, Tremellales, Cryptococcaceae. The transcript has 3 exons.